Molecule: messenger RNA, 1116 nt
Organism: Bipolaris oryzae ATCC 44560
Lineage: Eukaryota; Fungi; Ascomycota; Dothideomycetes; Pleosporales; Pleosporaceae
Exons: 3
Cellular component (GO): cytoplasm; SBF transcription complex
Molecular function (GO): transcription coregulator activity
Source: RefSeq, a predicted model, not a curated record
GAGACCGAGGGUACCGCCCCUUCGUCGGCCAAUGCUGAGAGCCACACCAAGCCUACCGACACACCAGCCCCAAUGCUUAAACACCCACCGCAAUCUCCUCGUGGCGACGCGUGGGCCGCACCGCGCGUCGACACUGCCGCUGCUAAAGAGUCGCGCGCUGGUGACAAGGCACCCAGUCCAAAACCACUAGGCUCUCCAACUACCCAGGGCUCCAAGAGAAGCGCAGACGGCUCUGUCAAGGCUGCUGGUGUAGUCCUCGCGACACCUUCUACCUCCAGACCCAUGGCAGCCCACAAGAGAAACAAGAGCAUGGAUACACACUCGGGCACUCGCAUUGGAGAGCUAUCUGCCCAGCUCAAGACGCGUCUUUCGUACGCCAUGGUCAAGGUCCAGAACGGUUGGGAGAAACAGUCGCUCGAAGAAUUGGAAGAAGGUCAAUCGCAGCGCGGAUCGCCCAACUCUGCUCCUGGCAGAAGCGACUACUUAGCAUUCGACUCGCCUGCCGAUAGCGAGCGACGACGGAGACCGAGCGGCGUCUCGGACAUUUCCGAUCAGAUGAUCAUGUCACCGGUCUCUGAUCCCACGCGAUCACAUGUGGGAACACCAGGCCCGUACUGGAUACCGGCUACCCGUCCUGCAAUGCAUGCUGCCGCAAACCUCAUCUCUAUUACUGGUGCAAACCACGGUCAUGGGCCUAGUCAUGGUCAUGGCCUUGCUCCAGCUCCCACAUUCCAGAACUCACGAAGACGCCGGUCUACAGUCUCACAUAUUCCCCCUCCUCUUCUAGCAACAGGCCAAAGGAAAUACUACAGUGACUUGAGUGGAGACAUGCGAUCGCCAGCAACACCUAGAGCAGGAAUACUUCGUAUGCCCAGUCAACAAGCAGAAAAGGACGCGGUCGACACGUUGCUCUUCAUGAGCAGUCCAAACAAUUCGCAGCGCUUUCCUGUGGGGACUCUAGAGCCAAGUCCGCUCAGGACUGAGGCUCCCCAAAGACGAGUCAUGUUCGAAGCCUAUCCUCCGCAGGAUAAACACGUAGGAUAUCAUCAUUCUUCUAUGCCUGCACCUCCACACCACCACCAGCACGGACCCUAUCCAGCCCACCCAGCAAGGUAG